UUAUGAACAGGAUAAUGAAAGAGGAAGAGGAGACAAUAAUCAGCAGCAACAACCUAACCUAUCUGUAAUGGUUGAAGGCAUCAGGCUCCAACAACCACAGCAGUCACCAAGAGCUCAACACCUCAACAAUGAAGGAGGCAGAGAAACAGCAAGUCUUCCAUCUCUUCAUAAUGAUGGUACACAUAAUCAUAAUUCACCUCGUUAUGAUCAUAAUUGUGAUCAUCAUAUUCCUGGUCAUCAAGAUCAUCGUAAUUUUGAUCAUGGUGAUCCUAAUUGUGAUCAACAAGUUCAUGAUUAUUAUAAUCGUGAUGAUCAAAAUUAUGAUCAACAAGGUUAUGGCCAUAAUCAUCAAGGUUAUAAUCGUGGUCAUCAAGAUUGGGCUCAUCAUGAUCCUCCUGGUCGUCAUGAUCAUUAUGAUCAUUCUCAGCGUCCACCUGAUCCUUCUUAUCCCAGAGAUCCUCGUCAAGGUCCCCCUCCUGGUCCUCCUCCUGAUCCUCAUCAUCAGUUCACUAUUGGGUCAAUGGUGUGUAUUGAUGUACAAAAAGGUGAUCCAUUGUAUGGUGUAGUACAGUGGAUAGGGACACUACCUGAUUACCCUGGAACAAUAGCUGGAGUGGAAUUGGAGAAAACGCUAAGUGGUGGUACUGAUGGUACAUGGCGUGAAAGAAGAUUCUUUACUUGUCCUUAUGGUAAUGGUUUCUUUUUCCCAGUGACAGCUCUUAGACAAGACACAAGAUAUAUGGAUGAAGGACAAGUACCAGCACAUUUGAGACAAGAUAUUUAUAACCCAUUAGCAAAGUAUGCACCAGUAACUGAAGAAAUUGACACUAUUGGUUCUCCUGAUCUAUUCAAAUUGUACAUUGGUGAUAGACCAUGUGGUAUUCAAGGUCAUCAUAAUUCAUGUUACCUUGAUUCCACUGUGUUUGGAUUAUUUGCACUAUCUGAUUCAUUUGAUGAGUUAAUAUUAGAAGAACCAACUGAAGAGGUUGGAAGAAAAGUUAAACAUUACCUUUGGAAAGGAAUUGUUAAUCCUUUGAGAAAGUAUGGAUUAGCAAGAUAUGAGUCAAUAAUGGACUUAAGAGAUAGUUUAGAAGAAUUUGGUAGAAUGAAAGGAGCCAAAACUGAUGAAAAAGAUCCUGAAGAGUUUCUUAAUCUUUUGUUUAAGGAGGUGCUUCACAUACCUCCAUUUCUCACUAUUAAACGUCCUUUUGGAAUUGAAAAGGAGUUUUUCAUUCAGCUGUUCUUUGAGAUUGAUCCUAAUAAUACUGAAGUACCUAAAACAGAGAAACUGAUAGCUCAAAUGUUUCAUGAACAAAACAUCUCAUUCACUAGAGUUCCUUCUAAACUGUUGCUUCAAAUGCCACGUUUUGGUGAAGAAUUCAAAAUGUACAGCAAGAUAAUUCCAUCACUGACACUUGAUGUAAAACCAUUAAUGGAUCCCAGUAAAAGAGGAGGUCAGAAAUGUAGACUCUGUCUAAGUGGUUCAGUAUCUUCUGUUUGUUACUCUUGUCCUAAGGAAUUAUUCAACACUGAUGAUCCUUAUGUUUAUUAUUGUUUUGAGUGUAACGAAAGUGUACAUGAAUCUCGUAAAGGUCAUCGUGUGGAAGCUGUAGAUAUCAAGCCAGGGUCUGCUGAUGUUGGACAGAUUUCAAAGAUGGAGUUGCUGUCAGUGAUAUGUAUUGAGACCAGUCAUUAUGUGUGCUACACUAGAUCAGGAGAUAAAUGGCUGUUUCAUGAUAGCAUGGCUGAUAGAUUACAUGAUAUGUACAAUGUUCCUAGAGUGGUUGAUGUUACUGCUGAGCUACAGGAGUGGAUCUAUUCCCCUACUGCUAGUGAGGAUCGACUGAUGAAUACUCCUGCUAGAGAUAUACCAGAAUAUGUUCGUAGAUUCACUCAAGAUAUUUACAUGUGUGUAUAUGUUAAUCCUGACCUUGAUAUUUUGUGUAAUGAUGGUAGCAAUGAGCCUGUAGAGUCAUUUUUUGAUUCUCCUGCUACUACUACACAAUUAUAUCAAGCCACUGAUUCUGUUAAAGAUGUACUUCAUAUGCGAGAAAAGAAAGAAGAUACAUAUGAAUCAAUCAUUGACCAGUUAUCGUUGAGUUUAGAGGAAUUUGAUGACAAGUCUCAUAUCAGUUUUACUAAAGAGAGCUUACACAAACUGCAGAAAGGGAAGCCUCAGUCUCUACAAGAUGCUAUUAAUCAGCAGCCACACUCGUUUGAAGGUAUCAUAGCCGUUCAUCAGCAGAUGCGUGCUGAUAUAACGUGGUAUAGUACCAGCUUUGAUCACAUCACUCAACACUGUGAAGAGCUGUUUGAUAAUCUGGAGGAAAGAAGAAGUAGCUUUAGACAAAAAGCAAGUCAAUUACAAGAAGUUUAUAAACAGGAUAUAGAUAAAAUGAAGGAAAUGAAUGGAAUUUUAACAUCUCGUCUUCGGUCUUAUCAAAAUUUACACAAUAGCCUGACAAAGGAAUAUCAACAGCUUUCAACGUCACAUGACACCCUCACAGCAAACCAUCAGAAGCUUUUGAAGUCACAUGACACUCUUGGGAAAUCACAUGAUAGCCUCAAAAAGGAACAGCAGGAGCUUCGGAAGUCAAAUGCAAUGCUCACAAUUUCUCAUGAGCAACUUCAAACAUCUCAUGAUAACCUCAAAGCUGCUCAUCAGCAGGAAGUCACUCGACACCAGAAGUCACAGGAAGAGAAUGAGAACAGAUUACAACAAGUUAAUCAAAGAUUAGUUCAAGCACAGACAGAACUAGCAGCAAAACAAAACGAAGUGGCUGAAUUACAAAAUACGCUGCAAAAAUUAGAAAAUAAUUGGAAGGUCAGUCACACAGAGGUAUCACUGUCAAAGAAAGAGCUAGGCAGAGGAGGCUGGGGUGUGAUCUGGAUAGGAGAGUUCAGAGGACAAAGGGUAGCUGUGAAACAGAUGCAUGAACUGAUUAAAAGUGAUGAAUAUAUGGAGCUCCUUCAUCGAGAGAUCAACACAAUGUCUCAGUUGCGUCAUCCUAAUCUCCUCCAGUUUAUAGGAGCUGUGUUAGACCAUCCAUCAGGUAAUCCUAUGAUUAUCACUGAAGUAAUGGAUACCUCAUUACGGAGUGCCUAUGAGAGGAAGGAGCUUACUACUGAUCCUGGCUGUAGACCAGUGAUUCUAUCUAUAAUGCGUGAUGUAGCUGUGGGUUUAAACUACCUCCACUGUCUACCUGAUCCUAUUAUUCAUCGUGAUGUCAGCAGUGCUAAUGUACUACUGGAAUCAAAGGGAGUCAACAAAUGGAAGACUAAAAUAUCCGACUUUGGAUCCGCUAAAUUCGCUCGUGCAGCAGUUACUGCAGCACCAGGAGCAGCUGUUUAUAGUGCUCCAGAAAGUAUCGCAACAAUUCAUAGAAAGAAGAGAAGGCAAACCCCAAAGAUGGAUUCACAUAGCUACGGUGUUCUCUUGUGUGAAGUGCUGACAUGCCGUUUUCCAGAUGAGGAAAUAUUUGAGGCUUUAUUAAAGCGAGUCAAAGUCAGCUUACCUCAGCUGCAUGAACUCAUAGUUUCGUGUAUCGAUGAAGAACCAGACAAACGACCAACAAUGUCUGAAAUAAUCGUCAAAUUGGAUCGUUGUAUUGCUAAUAAGUAGCACUGACUGUUUCCGAUUACACAUGCAAGUACUUUUACAAUAAUUGUUAAGAACAAUUUAGACUUUAUUAUUUCAUUUUCUAUUCGUUUGCUUUUUCUACUAUUACUUUUAAAUGGUACUAUUAUUGUACUUUUUCUUAAAAUGCUAUUCUAUUUUAACUUUUACAGCUAAA
This is a messenger RNA of Amphimedon queenslandica, 3794 nucleotides long. RefSeq lists its product as uncharacterized. The coding region runs from base 68 to 3622 and encodes 1184 amino acids. The transcript is spliced from 9 exons. Lineage: Eukaryota; Metazoa; Porifera; Demospongiae; Haplosclerida; Niphatidae. Gene Ontology annotation, biological process: protein phosphorylation. The record is from RefSeq and is a predicted model, not a curated record. Gene Ontology annotation, molecular function: protein kinase activity; ATP binding.